AUGGACUCUCGACCCCUCACCGCCAUACCUACGCCUCUAGCAGUUGCCAUCGCCGACCGGGAGAAGCUGGGCCAGAAUGAGGCCAUACACGUAGCUCAGGAAGCCUCUCGCGACCAGAAAUACUCCGUGUUUUCUCAAGUGAUGCGCAAAUACCUUACCUACCUUCUCGGCCUCAUUCUGACCCUGUCCACGCUCACAGCAACCAUCUACUUCCCUCUGAUACCUAUGCUUAGCGCUGAGCUGGGUGUGUCGAUUCAGGCCAUCAACUUGACAGUCACUGUUUACGUUGUAGUUCAGGCCGUGUCCCCUGCCUUUUUCGCUUCACUUGCCGACGCCGUUGGCCGUCGACCGGUGCUUCUCGGACUGAUCGCCCUUUAUACAGUUGCAACUCUUGGCCUUAUUCUAUCAUUCACUUUCAGCACGGGACGGAAUGGCUACAAUGCACUGGUAGCAUUACGAGCUUUACAGAGUCUGGGUGGCUCGACCAUGCCUCCCCUAGCUUACGGCCUCACAUAUGAUAUAGUCCCUGUUGCAGAGCGAGGCAGUAUGCUUGGACCGAUGCUAGCAUUCUGCAACGGCAUUUCGGCUGUAGGCCCCAUGAUUGGGGGUGGAAUCGCGCUGGGAACUGGAGGUGUCCUUUGGGUGUGGGUAGCCCUCCUGGUGGUAGCUGCCGUGUGCCUGCUGCUGACAGGAUUCACAUUGCCGGAGACGGCGAGGAAUGUCGUAGGAAAUGGGAGCCUCCCAGCGUCCGGCGUAUGGCGGACUUGGGUAUCUUUACCCAAGGCGUUCAAAGACGGAGAGGAUCGUGGAUCGGAUACACCCCAAUCCCAAGCUCAAGCUAGCCAAGACUAUUUGAGUCAGAAGCCAGUACUGGAAUGGCAACCUCUACAGGCCUUGGACUCCUUUCGUAUUAUUUUCUAUCCGGAAGCCGCGGCGGUGCUUUGGAUGAUCGCCUCCUCCUACUCAGUCUAUUACACUUUCCAGGUAGCCAUUCCGGUUGUCUUCUCGGAGGUCUACGAGUAUAACGAACUACAGAUCGGCAUAGUGCUGCUCCCUGGCCUUGCUGGCAUGACACUCGGUGGAAUUCUAGCUGGCAAGCUUCUGGAUAGAAACUUUGCCACCAUCGCGCGGAAGUUGAACCUGGAUAUCAGCUCCAAAACUGCGCAUGCCAGCUCCCAUUUUCCUCUGGAAGUGGCCAGAUACCGGGGAAAGGCCGAGCACGACGUAUGCGUCGGCACAGAUUGCUCGGUGCGGUCUCAGUGCCCUAUCUUCCGCACUAUUGCAGCCUCUGGUUGA
Molecule: messenger RNA, 1296 nt
Organism: Colletotrichum lupini
Lineage: Eukaryota; Fungi; Ascomycota; Sordariomycetes; Glomerellales; Glomerellaceae
Exons: 2
Coding region: 1-1296 (431 amino acids)
Biological process (GO): transmembrane transport
Molecular function (GO): transmembrane transporter activity
Source: RefSeq, a predicted model, not a curated record